AUGACCAACCCAAUCAAGGAAUAUGGCUUCACAGCGGUCCCGGCUUCGGCCACGGCUCUUCUAACCUCAACGCCAGCAUACCCACGUCUCCACGCCAACCCACCCCCAAUCCCCAUCAGCGAGACCCCCAUCCCCACCACGGCUCUAGCGCAACGCAUCAACGAAUACGCAAAAACCCACCUUGCCGAGCCAACGUACAAUCACUCGCUCCGCGUAUACCACUACGGCCUCGCCAUCAAGAAGCACCGCCUCGCUUUCGAAGACUGGGCCUUUUCGGACGAGACAUACUUCCUCGCCUGCGUUCUGCACGACAUCGGCACAACGGAUACUAACCUUCACGCCACCCAUCUGAGCUUUGAGUUCUUUGGCGGGUUCCUGGCGCUACGGCUACUGCAAGAUAGUGAAGGUGGUACUAGUGGGUCCGCCGCGCCGCGAGAGCAGGCGGAGUCUGUGGCGGAGGCUAUCAUCCGGCAUCAGGACCUGUGCGAGGUUGGAAAGAUUACAGCGGUUGGACAGCUUCUGCAGCUGGCGACAAUCUUCGAUAACACCGGUUCAUAUGCCGAUCUUGUCCAUCCGGAUACCAUCAAGGACGUUUGUGCGCACUUCCCGCGCCACCACUGGAGCGGGUGUUUCGCCGCGACAAUCCAUCGGGAGAACGGGUUGAAGCCGUGGGCGCACACGACCGCACUAGGGGAGGAGGCUUUCCCUGCGAAAGUGUUGGGAAAUACCUUGAUGGAGCCAUAUGAGUGA
This is a messenger RNA of Penicillium pulvis, 750 nucleotides long. RefSeq names its product putative urea hydro-lyase/cyanamide hydratase. Lineage: Eukaryota; Fungi; Ascomycota; Eurotiomycetes; Eurotiales; Aspergillaceae. Bases 1 to 750 code for a protein of 249 amino acids. The record is from RefSeq and is a predicted model, not a curated record. The transcript is spliced from 2 exons.